GAUUUCUUUUGGCCGCUGAAGCGAAGCGUGCCACGGAAUGGGUUCUGCCGCCAAGAACUUGGCAUUACCCGCGGUCCUUGAGGCCUUGGCUGGAGUCUUCAUGAUCCUGCGAGCACAGAAAUUCGAGUUCAGACAUGAUGAGGAUGGCACCGGUGCAGCGCUGGUUGGGAUUGGUGCGAUCGUGUUUGCCCAGUCGAUGAUGGUCUUCAGUGCGAAUCCCCGGCGCGUGCCAAAGGGAGCCUUGAUCGCCUUCAAGGCGGUGCUGUCACUUUGUGCGGUCUACGCAGUGGUGACCACCGCGACGGAGCGCAAGCGUGCGUGGGCAGAAUGGCAGGGAGCACUCAGGUGGGUGGGAUGGAUGGGACACCUCAAACUCGCAGGAGUCCCAUCAACAAAAAAUUCCAGGCUUCGAAGCACAGAGCGACAUGUGGCUGUUUAGAAAGUGUGGUGCGAUUCUGCGGGACAUUGAAGUUGGGAUACUUACAAUGAGAAGAGCUGGUCGGUUAGCUUGUUUCGCGUUCGCUGAAAUUGGUUCGCGCGAAGCGAAAAGCGUGCUGGGAGAACUGGGCGCAUCAAAGUUUCGUGUGGCCAUGUUGGUUUGUUUGGCAUGACCCCAUUUCUGGCCGGAAAGCACAGAAAAAGGUGGCACCUAUGCCACUCUUUGUGGCAGCCGCAGAUUGUGAGAAUAGAAUUAUGUCAUUCGAGUUUUCUUGCCCAUGUUGUGGGAAGCUCUACGCUGAAGCCAUCUUCAAUGAUCAGAGCCCGCCUCUUAUCAACCUUGAGCCUGGAUUAGUUCGAUGGCCCUGUUGGCACACCAACAGUUCCAGCACAUGACUGCAUCUUGUGUUUGGGCAGUCAUGCAGAUUGGAGUGAGGCAGCGCGAAAGUUGGCCAACUUUGAUGGCUCAAGGUGAUGUCCUUCACCCGUGGCGGCUUGGCAAGGUUCGCAUUUACCAUCGGGCAAUUUUGGUGAUCGCCGACAAGUGUGGGCAUCUUCUCUCCGGCCCAAGCAGCAAAGUACACACUGCACUCUCUCUCUCUCUCUGAAAGUCAGGAGCCUGUCGCAGACCUUGCAACUAUGAUUGAUAACCUUCAAGUAUUCAAGAGAUGAUCCACAAGGGUGGGUCCAGUUACUCCGCAACAAAGGGGCGGGGUGCCGCCGAUUUGUGAAAUUGCUGUGUGCUUGGACUUCGAAGCGGGCGCCGCUUGGAGCCAAGCCUUUCAAUAGGUUGACUGUUCGGGCAGGGAGGUAAAUGGAGACAGAGGCAAAUGAUUCCACCCUAUUCGGACAGCAUGUCUGAUGUGGGUUGAUGUGGGUUCUGAUCGGGGAUGCGAUUCAUAAACUUGUUGAAGGCUUGCUCUCAGUGAAUAAGUUCGAAUUCUAUCAUCACGUACCGGUGGAAUUAGAGCCACACCUCGAGUGCAAACCAGAUCUUUCAGAUUCUUUCAGCAGUUUUGGCUAAAACAACGCAAGGAUUGGGCUCGUUUCCUGACAUUGGAACCCCACUGUGGCCUCAAGAUACUAUAAUUGUAAUUAUGACAAAUGAUCGCAUUAAAGCUGCGAGUGAUAAAUCUGUUUUGACGCAGCCGAUGCGUUCGCCUUGGGUAUGCCAGACAUGUGGGGGUUCCGGGCCAAUCUUCACUGGGUCAAUUGGUUUGUUGCCGCAGGAGGCGCUCUUGAUUGCGAAGUGUCCGCACAACAUUACAUUGAAUCAAAACGCUGACCAACAUGGAGUUGUUGGAACCCUGCAAGGGGAUUGUCGCUUGCACUCAUGAGCUUAUAGGUGCAGUUAAUGUUCUCUCGCAUGCCCCCAACAGAUGGCAUCAUGCACCCCAUAUAUGGGAUGCCUUUUUGAGUCCGACAACUAGACCUUCCCACGGAUAAAAAAGGGCACCCCCAAGCAACUCAAAACCUUCCGCCUCCAACGCUUGCUGUUCUCUCUCCUACCCUCAACAGAUGGCAUCAUGCACCGCAUAUGGGGUGCCCUUUUGGACCGAAUGAAUGAUCCUCAAAGAGCCGGCUAUCCUAUCUAUUUGGGACCCAGAGUUCUCGGUGUCGCAACUAGAACUCAACAUUUGAACUCAUUGUGCUGUGGAAUGCCAGACAGGGGACAGACAGGAGGGUGCCUGGUUGCUUGGGUGGGGUGGCCUGUUUUGCUUUGGCGCUUGCGCCCUUGUGCCCUACAAACAGGUGCUGCUUGCCUGGUAUAUAGUUCCUUGCUAGUGUUCCAGUUGGAUAAGGCAGGUUCGCCUGCAAUCCAAAAACAUGGGAGUUCUUCAACUGCACUCACAUGAUGGAGGAAGCCUGUAAUCUUUCGACCCCUUUGUGGUGGUUCGGCACUGGUAUGUAGAUAUCAUUCCAGCGAGACCUCCUCCAUGUGUCAAAGCGACGAGGUUCGUUUUCCUGGCUUACUCCAUCUCUUCGGUGCCGGUGUGCUUUAUGAUCUACGCAGCCGGGCUACAUGGGAAGACGGAGGAGAAGAGGACGCUGGGCCAGAUCUCUGCCAGUGAGAGAGCUGCUUUGCGUUGAGGGCGAAUUGAGCAGAAACUAAGCCACCAAGGUUGUGGGAAUCAUUCAGUCCUCCAGGAUCCUGGCAAAACCUCGAUGAGCACCAUGAACACC
This is a messenger RNA of Durusdinium trenchii, 2622 nucleotides long. The record is from the annotation of a GenBank genome assembly. NCBI's taxonomy places the organism in Eukaryota, Dinophyceae, Suessiales, Symbiodiniaceae.